This is a messenger RNA of Schistocerca americana (American grasshopper), 667 nucleotides long. RefSeq names its product partner of bursicon (gene Pburs). Lineage: Eukaryota; Metazoa; Arthropoda; Insecta; Orthoptera; Acrididae. The transcript has 4 exons. Gene Ontology annotation, biological process: G protein-coupled receptor signaling pathway. Gene Ontology annotation, cellular component: extracellular region; bursicon neuropeptide hormone complex. Bases 55 to 498 code for a protein of 147 amino acids. The record is from RefSeq and is a predicted model, not a curated record. Gene Ontology annotation, molecular function: neuropeptide hormone activity; G protein-coupled receptor binding.
GAUCCGAGGUCUGUGCUUCUCUCGUCUGCGGAGCAACCCCAACAACUGAGGAGGAUGCAGGCCCCGUCUACGUGGUCGUCGGUGGUGCCGCUGUCGCUGGUGAUCCUGGCGGCCGCCUUCGCCCCCGUGGCCCGCCCCCAACCCGCCGGGGGCGGCGAAGAGGCCUGCGAGACGCUCCCCUCGGAGAUCCACAUCAUCAAAGAGGAGUUCGACGAGCUGGGCCGGCUGCAGAGGACCUGCACCAGCGAGGUGGGCGUCAACAAGUGCGAGGGGGCGUGCAACUCGCAAGUCCAGCCCUCCGUCACCACGCCCACCGGCUUCCUCAAGGAGUGCUACUGCUGCCGCGAGUCAUUCCUGCGCGAGCGCACCGUGACGCUGUCGCACUGCUACGACCCGGACGGCGCACGCCUCACCGCCGAGGGCAUGGCCACCAUGGACAUCCGGCUGCGCGAGCCCGCCGAGUGCAAGUGCUUCAAGUGCGGCGACUUCUCGCGCUAGCCGCUCCUGAAGACGCCGCGUCGCGCUGCGCAGAAACGCCGCCGACUCCUGCGCCGCCUGCGACUUUCGUAGAGCGCUGCCGGCCCUACUGUGACGUCACCUGGCGGUGCUGCGCUGUUGUCGCCUUUGCCGCACACUUGUCUCCCUUUGUACAUUGCAGACGGGCAAU